GAGAGAACUUGAAGCUAGUAUCAGCCAUUAGCUAGCCAUGUUGAUUCUAAUCAAGCUUAUACUGCUUGUGGUUUCCUCUCUAUCCGGCUUUGCAUCUUCCCAGGACUUUAGUAUCACCUACAAUGGAUUCCGGUCGUCGAACUUGAGCCUGGAUGGCAUAGCUGAAAUCGCACCAAAUGGCCUCUUGAAGCUAACCAAUGCCACCAGGCAAGAGAAAGGUCAUGCCUUCUUUCCUAAUCCUGUCAGCUUCAAGAAUUCACCUAAUUCCUCUGCUUUCUCCUUUUCCACCACCUUUGUCUUCGCCAUAUUGCCCGAAUAUCCCACUUUGAGUGGUCAUGGGAUUGCUUUCGUAAUUGCGCCAACACGAGGCCUUCCAGGAGCUCUUCCUAGUCAGUAUCUCGGCCUCUUCAACGAAUCCAACACUGGAAAUGCGACCAAUCAUGUUUUUGCAGUGGAACUCGACACAAUCCAAAGCAGCGAGUUCCAUGAUAUUAAUGAUAACCACGUUGGGAUCGACAUCAAUGGGCUGACCUCUACACGAGCACAGCCAGCAGGUUACUAUUCCGAUAGCGAUGGUAAGUUUCAGAAUUUGAAUCUUAUUAGUGGUAAAGCAAUGCAAGUUUGGGUGGAUUAUGAUGGAACAGCCAAGCAUAUAAAUGUCACAUUAGCUCCAAUACAUGCUACUAAACCAAACCAACCUCUUUUAUCUUUAUCCUAUGAUCUUUCACCAGUACUAAAUGAAACCAUGUAUAUUGGUUUUUCAUCAUCCACCGGUUCUGUGCUGACAUCCCAUUGCGUCCUGGGAUGGAGUUUCAAGAUGAAUGGUGUGGCUCAAGGGCUUGAUCUUUCUCAACUUCCUAAGCUCCCACGAAAUGGGCCUAAGGAAAAAUCCAAAGUUUUAACCAUUGGUUUGCCUGUCAUUUUGAUUGUUUCUCUGUCAAUUGCAAUCUCUGGCAUAAUAUAUCAGGUGAGAACCAAGAAGAAGUUUGCAGAAGUGCUUGAGGAUUGGGAGCGUGACUAUGGCCCUCACAGAUUCAAGUACAAAGAUUUAUAUAUCGCCACAAAAGGGUUCAGGGACAAGGAGUUACUGGGACGAGGGGGUUUUGGAAGGGUAUACCGAGGUGUCCUGCCUAGCUCCAAACUUGAGGUUGCUGUCAAGAGGGUGUCUCAUGAAUCCAGGCAAGGAAUGAAGGAAUUUGUGGCAGAAAUUGUCAGCAUAGGCCGGUUACGCCACAGAAAUUUGGUUCCACUUUUAGGUUACUGCAGGCGAAAAGCUGAAUUGCUAUUGGUUUACGAAUACAUGCCAAAUGGAAGCCUGGACAGGUAUCUAUACGAGCAGCCCAACUACACCCUGAAUUGGAACCAAAGAUUUCGAGUCAUAAAAGGCGUUGCAUCUGGAUUGUUUUAUCUACAUGAAGGAUGGGAACAAAUAGUGAUUCACAGAGAUGUAAAGGCCAGCAACGUCCUGUUAGACGGUGAAUUGAAUGGAAGAUUAGGAGAUUUUGGGCUUGCGAGAUUGUAUGAUCAUGGGACAGACCCUCAAACAACUCACGUUGUUGGAACACUCGGGUACCUCGCGCCAGAGCAUGCUAGAACUGGCAAGGCUACAACCGGCACAGAUGUAUACGCCUUUGGGGCCUUUUUGCUUGAGGUGGUUUGCGGUAGAAGGCCAAUAGAAACACAAGCCCCGACAGAGGAUGCCAUUUUGGUUGAUUGGGUAUUUUCUUGCUGGAACAAGGGGCAAGUUCUUGAAGCUGUUGAUUCAAACAUGGGACUAGAUUAUGUCAGAGAGGAGGUGGAACUGGUUAUGAAGCUUGGAUUGUUGUGCUCGAACUCAGAGCCCACAGCAAGGCCAAGCAUGCGUCAAGUUGUUCUAUAUUUGGAUGGCGCUUUGGCACUGCCAGAUUUAUGCUCACUUGGGAUUUCUGCCAAUGGCUUAUCCUUUGCAAAUCAUGAAGGUUUCAGUGAUUUUGCCUUAUCAUAUCCAUCUUCAAUGGACAAGGGAUCUUCAUAUGCUUCUUCUGUUACGGAAUCGCUGCUAUCUGGAGGUCGCUGAUUGUAGACAAAUCUUUCGAUCCAUAGCAUGUUGGAGAAUAUUCAAUUGAUGUAAUUGUUGAUCAAUAAGACACUAUUGUUCUCUGUUUAUUUUGGCAUUAGUGAGUCAGAAAUGUACCUAGGGAACAAAAAAGUAGCCAUUAAUGAGGAAUCUCAUAGUUUUGGUGA
Messenger RNA from Coffea eugenioides, 2223 nucleotides. Its product is annotated as L-type lectin-domain containing receptor kinase IV.1-like. Gene Ontology annotation, cellular component: plasma membrane. Lineage: Eukaryota; Viridiplantae; Streptophyta; Magnoliopsida; Gentianales; Rubiaceae. The record is from RefSeq and is a predicted model, not a curated record. Gene Ontology annotation, biological process: protein phosphorylation. Bases 38 to 2056 code for a protein of 672 amino acids. Gene Ontology annotation, molecular function: carbohydrate binding; protein kinase activity; ATP binding. The transcript has a single exon.